CGAUGUGAGGCCAAGGCCAUUCAUCCCUCUCCUAUUUUGAAGGCGGCCCUCCCGUACGUAAGCGCACACGGACACGGCCUCUGGCUCUGGCUCUGGCUCUGCACACCGCCGGCGCCCGCCCGCUAUUUGUGUCCACGGCGACGAUCUGCAGCGGCGAUGGCUCGGCGACGGGACGACGUAGCGCUGGCCGCCAUCACCUUUGCGAUCGUCGCCUUGUGCGCGCGGUAUGCGUCGGCAGUGGGCACCACACCCCAGUCAUCCUUCAGCUACAGGGAGGGUGACCCGACCGGGCCUACAAAAUGGGCCACAUUGCAGAAGGACUGGGAUGUCUGUGACAGCGGCACCGAGCAGUCCCCGAUCGACGUCGCCAAGGUGGAGGUCUCUGAGGAUUUAGACCCGCUGCAGCAGACCUACGAGCCUGGCGACGCCGUCAUGCACAACAGACUCCACGAUUUCAUGCUGAACUGGACAGGAGGGAACGGCGGCCUGACAAUCGAAGGGAAGAAGUACAAGCUGAAGCAGGUGCACUGGCACGUUCCCUCUGAGCACACCGUCAACGGCACCCGCUUUGACGCGGAGAUGCACAUGGUCCACGAGGACUCCACCGACGCCAAGUCGAAAGCCGUCGUCGCGGUGCUGUUCAGCGCCAAAGCAGGCAAGUCCAGCAAGCUGCUCCGCGAUCUCAAGCCCUACUUCGAGAGGCUCGCUGGUAAACAGAACGGCACGGAGGAAGUGAAGGGCCCCGUCGUCGAUCCGGCAGCCUGGAUAGACAAGGCCUCUGGAUACUACGGGUACGAGGGCUCGCUUACAACCCCACCCUGCACUCAAGGAGUGCUUUGGACUAUCAUGAGCAAGGUAGCAGAUGCAUCCAAGGAGGAGAUCCACUCCAUCGAGUCGGUGAAGGAGGCAAAUGCACGGCCGGCUCAGAAAAUCAACAGCCGCGUUGUUCGCUACUACAAAGCAGCAGGAGCCACAGAAGCGCCGGCGCCGGCGCCGGCGCCAGAAGCAACCUGAUCGAGGAGAACGUGAGCCUUGAAGACGUUAGAACAGUAGCUCACCCUCCCGAGAGUAUGGGUUGAAAAUCUUUGGCGAAUUGAUGUCUCGAUGCAAAUUAAACAGGCAUGCCAUCUUUGUGUAAACAGAAGUUUUACACACUAAGUUCCACUCCUAUACUACUACCAUAAUUUUAGUAAUGUAAAUACUUGAAAGAAUUGCUUAAAUAUAAAUGUUUAAAGACAUUAUGAGGAAUUGCCAAGUAUCAAAGGCUCGAUACUCCUCUCUAGAUCU
This is a messenger RNA of Zea mays, 1287 nucleotides long. RefSeq names its product Alpha carbonic anhydrase 4. The record is from RefSeq and is a predicted model, not a curated record. Bases 157 to 1014 code for a protein of 285 amino acids. Gene Ontology annotation, molecular function: zinc ion binding; carbonate dehydratase activity. Lineage: Eukaryota; Viridiplantae; Streptophyta; Magnoliopsida; Poales; Poaceae. The transcript has 7 exons. Gene Ontology annotation, biological process: one-carbon metabolic process.